AAGUUAACGACACCUCCGGUGCUGCUCGCACACUCGCGCGCGCUCACGCACACACCCCCACACGCGCGCGUGCUCGAGCCCAGUAGAAGUUCACCUGCUUCUCCAGAAGCAGGCCACACGCUGGGAGCUGAACUGAGAGCAGACUGCUGCUGAAAGGGUCAGUCCAUACACACUGCCCAGGACAGGAGGUGAAAGAGACCAGAUCAGAAGCUGACCUUUCCUCCACCCUCACACACAUACACCCACCCACACACUCUCAGUCCAGCAGAGCAGUUCCUCGUGGAGGGGUCACCGUGCCCAGGCGCUUCUCUGAACAUACUCAUACGCAGAUGCUCCUACACAUAUUCCCGUGGAGGCUAUAGUAUUAGCCAUUUUAAGGAGGUUCUUCAGGAAGCAGAGCUGCUGGAAAACAUCAAUAACAAAACACCAGAAAUGGACUUCACUGGCAUGGUAGACAUCAUCUGAAGAGUUUUUGCUGGUGUGGUUACACCAGCUGAGGGUACUUGCUGUAUUAUAAGACACUUAUUGGGGUUGAAGGCUGUUGGGAAGACCGGAGUGGAGAUCAUGUCUCCGUUUUUGAGGAUUGGGUUUUCCAGUUUUGAAAUGGACCCUGGGCUAGCCUACCAUGAGGAGGUGCUCCACCCAUACUGUGCCGUCUACAUGAAAGAGGCCGUGGAGACAGAAAAGGGUCAGGUAUACAAGCAGAAGCGUCCGACCAUGUACCCACCAUGGAGCAGCACAUUUGAUGCCCAUGUCCACAGAGGCAGAGUGAUGCAUGUGGUGGUCAAAGACAAAACAGCCGAGCUGAAGACAGAGGCUACUGUCCAGCUGGAUACACUCGCAUCCCGCUGCAAGAAAGAGAAUGGCAAACUCGAGAUCUGGGUGGAACUGAAGCCUCAAGGUCGUCUGCUGAUGGAAGCACGAUAUUUCUUAGAGAGAAGUGAUGCGGGGCACGGUGAGGCAGAUGCAGAGACCGAGCGUGAAAGAGAGGGAGUGUUUGCACUGCAUCAGCGACGUGGGGCAAUUAAACAGGCCAAAGUUCACGUGGUGAAGUGCCAUGAGUUCACAGCUACAUUCUUCCCACAGCCCACCUUCUGCUCAGUCUGCAAAGAAUUUGUCUGGGGGCUGAAUAAACAAGGAUAUCAGUGCCGACAGUGCAACGCUGCCAUCCAUAAGAAGUGCAUUGACAAAGUGAUUGCCAAAUGCACCGGCUCUGCCAUUAACAGUAAAGAAACCAUGAUCCAUAAAGAGCGCUUUAAGAUCGACAUGCCUCACAGAUUUAAGGUCUAUAACUAUAAAAGCCCAACGUUCUGCGAGCACUGUGGCACGCUGCUCUGGGGUCUGGCACGACAGGGCCUCAAAUGUGAAGAGUGUGGAAUGAAUGUUCAUCACAAGUGUCAGAAGAAAGUGGCCAACCUCUGUGGGGUCAACCAGAAGCUGAUGGCCGAGGCACUGGCUAUGAUUGAGAGCACACAGCAGGCACGCAGCUAUAAAGAUAGUGAGGUGUCUGGGCGUGAUGGGCCAGUAGUUGUUGGUCAAGGGGGAGUGGUCAAAGAAACCUCAGGCUGUUUACCGGUUCAUCCGCUAACUCCUGCUCCACCACUGCCACGCAAAGAGCAUCAGGGCAUAGCGUGGGACGCCCCACUUCAGGGGGACCGGCCGAGCCCCACUGUAGAGCCAGAGCCACUGUACGCUAUCCCACGCAAAGAACACCACCACAAAUUCACACUUGAUGACUUCACACUGCACAAGAUGUUGGGAAAAGGCAGCUUUGGCAAGGUGUUUCUAGCAGAGCUGAAUGCCACUGGGCAGUUCUUUGCAGUGAAAGCUCUGAAGAAGGAUGUGGUUCUGAUGGAUGAUGAUGUGGAGUGUACAAUGGUGGAGAGGAGAGUUUUAUCUCUUGCUUGGGAGCAUCCAUUCCUCACACACCUCUACUGCACUUUCCAGACCAAGGAGAAUCUGUUUUUUGUGAUGGAGUAUCUGAAUGGAGGAGAUUUAAUGUUCCACAUCCAGGCCUGCCACAGAUUUGAUCUGCCACGCUCCACGUUUUAUGCUGCUGAGAUAAUCUGUGGGCUUCAGUUUCUGCAUUCAAAAGGCAUUGUGUAUAGGGAUCUGAAGUUAGAUAAUAUCCUACUGGAUAUCGACGGUCACAUUAAAAUCGCUGAUUUUGGCAUGUGUAAGGAGAACAUGCAGGGGGAAGCUCGGACCUCCACCUUCUGCGGAACGCCCGAUUACAUCGCCCCUGAGAUUUUACUUGGGCAGAAAUAUGGCACCUCUGUGGACUGGUGGUCUUUUGGGGUCCUUCUGUAUGAAAUGCUGAUUGGUCAGUCACCGUUCCAUGGGCAUGAUGAGGAGGAACUGUUCCAGUCCAUCCGGACAGAUGAUCCGUGUUACCCACGCUGGCUGACUAGAGACGCACGGGAUAUUCUCAUUAAGCUGUUUGUACGUGAGCCAGAGCGAAGGCUGGGUGUGAAGGGCAACAUUCGGCAGCAUCCUUUCUUCAGGGACACAGACUGGAAUGCACUGGAAAAGCGGCAGGUGGAACCCCCUUUCAGGCCUACUGUGAAAUCGGCGAGUGACUGCAGCAACUUCGAUAAGGAGUUCAUUAAUGAAAAGCCUCGACUGUCCAGUGCAGAUCGCACCCUUAUCAACAGUGUGGACCAGACCAUGUUCAAGAACUUUUCCUUCAUCAACCCGGGCAUGGCUCGCAUUAAGAAUGCCUGAGAUCUACACACACAUACUGAGGAUCCUUCAGUGCUAGUCUGCUCACACUUUUAGUAUGCAUCAAAUUUACUUAAUUCAAAUCUGCACAUCAUUCUCAUAUUACAUCAGCACAGCUGUUGAGUUUGGCAGUAUAUAUGUUAUAUCUUUAAUAUAUGUUAUUAGUGUGAAAAUGAUGUACACAUUUGAAUCAGGUAAAUGUAAUGCAUUCAUAAAGUUCUCAUAUCAUAAAAGUAAUCAUUAAAAGUGCUACAAUUGAGCCAUCUUCAUGGACUACAAUACGUCCUAAUUAAAAGUCAAUGGACGUCCUGGUCUGCCUCCUCUCCUCACUUGGGGACAAUCAGGUCACAUCACUGGAACCUCACUGCUGUAGGAAAAGUUCCUUUUUACUGCCACAAAUCAUUCCCCAUAUUUGCACCAGCAACUCGUCCUGCUUACCAAAUGAAAUAAGACUGUAUUUGUAUAGUUAUGUUAUAAAUCACUAUUGUGUGGACUGGUAUUUGUGUGACAUGUACUUCAGUUUCAGUGAGAUGAUGUAGAACUGGCAUGUAUUUAAUGCAAUAGAGUGAAUAUGUUUCCAAAUAGGAUUUGAGAAGCUGUGCCCGGUUGCACGUUCAUACAUAAAGUCCUAGCUGAGAGAAUUCAGUCACUAGCUGUUUCUGGAAUGUGUGUAUGAGUGUGUGAGGUUCUAUUAUUUGCGCUUAUUGGUAGAUUAAUCACAGGCUGUGUGUCUCCAUGUGAAUAGUUGAUAUUUUAAGUGUUGUUUUACAAUUGUUUCUUGUACCAUUGUAAUUUGAGUUGAUGAAGUCUUAUACUGAUGAAAUUUUGUAUGGCAUAUGAAUACCGCAGUGUCCUUUGCCAACAUAUGAAGUAGCAAAAAUGUAAAGGUGCAUUGCUUAUUUUGAUCGUGAUUUUUGGUCGUUCACGCACAGUAGCGCACCACAUAACUUAAAUUCUGUAGGAGGCAUAAAUAAAUCUCAGAAUUUCAUGCUACAACACAGAAAAACAUGUAUUUUAUAUGUCUUAGAUUGACCAUAACUGUAUUGAAGUUCAUCAAAUAUGUAAAAGGAAGCUGGUCAUAUCAGUCUAAAGCAAGUCCAAAAUAACUGUCCUUUUUGCAUACUAAGGUACACCACAUCAAUUAAGUUUUGAUAUGGAGUGUUUUUACAGGCAGUCUGUAGCUAAAUUUAAUAACAGCACUGUACACUGGUCAGUUUGACCAGUCAGUAAUCGCUUACAUUUUUCAAAUUGUCAGUCAAUUUUUUUUCUUCAGAAACAGUAGAUCAUAUUUGCUGUGCACAUUUCACAAAAUACACCAAAAAUUGUUUUUAAAUUAUCUGAAAACUGGGGAAGACGAAUAGGACACUGCAACUCCCAACACAUUGCAUUGUUAAUGUUAAUUGGUGUUAGCCAGCUUGGAGAAUCUGUGGUCAAUUUUUGCUGAAAGGUCUGGAUGCACAUUGUCAGUGGUCAGUAGAGGUGAAGUAAGUGAGUAAAUUGUAUUUAUAAGAAACAUUUAAAGAAAACUUAGUGACAGAAGUGUGGAAAAAAUGUGGUAUGGCAGGUAUUAGCCAUUUCCAAGUAAUACUGAGUUUUAGUGCUAGCUAGGUAGCUACAAAAAUUGUCAAGAGGAUCCAGACACAGUCCUGUGGCCUGAAAAUAACUAGUUAUCUUAUAAUAUUGAAAUAAAGAGGCAUAUCCCCA
This is a messenger RNA of Pygocentrus nattereri (red-bellied piranha), 4425 nucleotides long. It is a transcript of the gene prkcq, whose product is annotated as protein kinase C, theta. The record is from RefSeq and is a predicted model, not a curated record. Gene Ontology annotation, biological process: protein phosphorylation. NCBI's taxonomy places the organism in Eukaryota, Metazoa, Chordata, Actinopteri, Characiformes, Serrasalmidae. Gene Ontology annotation, molecular function: ATP binding; diacylglycerol-dependent serine/threonine kinase activity. Bases 565 to 2724 code for a protein of 719 amino acids. The transcript is spliced from 18 exons.